Closterium sp. NIES-65 is the source of this 447-nucleotide messenger RNA. The record is from the annotation of a GenBank genome assembly. Lineage: Eukaryota; Viridiplantae; Streptophyta; Zygnematophyceae; Desmidiales; Closteriaceae.
AUGCGCGAGGAGGUGGGCCUGCUGAAGGUGGAGCUUGCACAAAUGACGGCUGCGGCGGAGAGUCCGGCGGCGGAGGUGGCGGACAUGAAAGCGACGGCGGCGCACUCGGAAGCGCGCAUCAGCCACGUCGAGCUGGCGCUCGCCGCCAUCAAGGACGGCCACGCGGAGAAGCGCAAGGAGGGCAUCGUGCGCCUGAAAGAAACCGAAGGGGAUGAGGUGGAAAGGGAGGGCGGCGCGAAGGAGGAGGAGGAGGAGGAGGAGGAGGAGGAGGAGGAGGAGGAGGAGGAGGAGGAGGAGGAGGAGGAGGAGGAGGAGGAGGAGGAUGGCGCGGAGUAUGUUAACCCGGAGGACAAGGUGCGGAAUCUGAGGGUGCAAGAGGAAGCUCUGGAGAAAACGAGCGACAGGGAAGGCCAUGUGUGGGAGGUGAGUGCACACAUGGAAGGCUAA